Molecule: messenger RNA, 390 nt
Organism: Rotaria sordida
Lineage: Eukaryota; Metazoa; Rotifera; Eurotatoria; Philodinida; Philodinidae
Source: the annotation of a GenBank genome assembly
AUGAGUCAUAAUUGUGUUACAAUUCAAAAGGUUGAAAAUCAAUCUCAUCGAAUAUGGCGUUAUCAACGUUUUCUACUUGUUACGGAAUAUUAUAAUAAACCACCAUUACCACCACCACCAUUUAAUAUUGCCAGUGAAACUUUAGUAAUGAAUUCCAUUGAUUCAAAUGAAAAUAAUAUUCGAGAAAAAUUUAAAAUUAAUGAUGUAAUGCAACGUGAAAGUGCAAUAGCUGCUGGCUAUUUGAAUCAUACGUUAAAACAUGGGAAGAAAAAUCAUAUUGAAGUUGCUUUACAAAAUAUUGAACGAAGACUUCAUGAUUUGCAUGAACGAAUACAUAAUGAUAAUCAAGUAUUAAGUUAUGAUCAACAAUGGUUUUCACCUGAUGCUUAA